UUCCCGUCCAGCUCAACAUGUUGCAUAACCACUCCCUGUGGACAAUCUUAACCUCCACCAAUGCGUUCGACAUAAUCCCCAGUGCAGUACUGAACGGCAACGCGAAUCCAGUCUCAAUCAUAAGCUCGCAGGACGAUAAUGCCUCCUCAUCUGCCGGGGUAGUAACCAUCCUGGUUACUGCUGUUGUCGGAUUGUUCACGUCGGUCGUCAUCUUUGUCCACUGUGUCGUGGCCCCUCAAACGAAAGACAAGGACGUGAACCGCCCCAAAGUCAUACCCAUCAUUACUCCACCCUGUGAGAGAAUCAUCGAGGAAGCCGAGCAGAGGAACCGUCGCAACGGUCACGAGAACGCGGGGUUUCUGUCCAAAGAGGCCGGGUUCGCGCCGCUUCAACCUCCAACGAUGCGACUCCCCACAUCGCACGCCGCAUGGGACCAGCUGGCAAGUGAUCUUCCGCGCCUGGUGCAGACCCAGACCGUCCGCGAGACGGUCACGAACGGACUGCCUCUGCUGGACGCCUCGGCCGCCGCCCUGGCGGAUCGAUACCUCCAGCGGGCGGCCAGCAUCCUCGGACUAACCGCCCACGUGUUUGUGCGCAUGGAGGGCAGCGAGCCCCUCACCCUGAAGUACGAGAGUCAUAGCGAGAUCCUCCCGCCCGCCCUGGAGGUCCCCUGGACUAUUGUAUGCCAACGGUUGGGUCGACCGGUCCCGUCUCUGACCUACGUGGACGGGGUGGUUGCCAAUUACCGGCGGUCUUCUAAUGGUAACGAUCUGCAGCUCCUGAUCCCCACCGUCGGCAACCGUGAAGAACGAGCCUUCAUCGGCGUCAUGAUCGCCAUCAACCGGCAAACCACCCCGAUCCUGCAUCAGAUCAUCGAGGCGCAGCGGCAGGUCCUCGCCGGCGAUCCCGCCGCCCUCAAGCGCACCAUCCGCCAGCUGUACUCCCUCCUCAACAAGGUCACCGAAACCCUGGCCCGGCAGCUCCACGCGAACCGCGCGCACCGGGCCCACAUCGACCCCGUGCUGUGGACGCUCACCGUCGCCAACCUCGGCAUCCCGUGGGUGGAGGGCGCGGUCGGCGCCGCCGGCACCGCCCACCCGUUCUUCCACAUGAUGGACGAAUUCACCGGCCGCGCCCAGUACGCCACAGGGAUCGGCCACGAGGCCCAGGUCGUGCGCGCGACGUAUCCGCAGCACUGGCGCCGGUUCCUCGCCGCCCUGCGUGAGGUCUCAGUCCCGGACUACGUGGCGGCCUCCCGGGAUCCGGAGCUGCGCGACCUCUGGGCCGCCCUGGUGGAGGGGUAUCGGGGCAGCAAUGACAGCGGCGGCGGCGGAGGAGGAGGAGGAGGAGGCGGGUUGUUGGGCUUCCAUCGCCGCAAGGUAUUUGGCUUCCUGGCCGUCUCAUUCCGGAUCGGUCGCAGUACUACCAUCAACGGGCUGGGUCGGAGGCGCCGGACCGAGCCGUGGCUCGAGGCGGACCAGGCCUUGGAACAGGCACGUUUGGAACGUCGUCAAGGACCCGAAAACGACAAUCUCCAAAAAUCUCACGUGGUCGUUCCCAACUCGCCGCCACCACCACCACCACCAACAACAAAACCUCUCCCCAUCUCCCAGCUCAUCGUCCACAACUCGCCAGAAACGGGCUACUGGUUCGCGGCCCAAGGCCGGAUCUACGACGCCACCAGUUUCCUCACCAAACACCCCGGCGGAGACACCGUCAUCGCCCUGUGCAGCGGCCAAGACGUCACCGAGAGCCUGGCGGCCGUGGGCCACCUGUCCCACCCGGCAACGCGCCGCAAGCUCGACUCCUUCUGCAUCGGCGCCCUGGCCCCGCCGCCGCCCGGACCCGCCCUCGUGCCGCGGAAGCGCUACCUGGCCGCCACCGCGCUCGGGUUCAAGGCGGCCGAGGUGGAGAACAUCCACCGCACCAAUUUCCAGAUCCUAGACGGACAGCUGACUGGGCUGGACGAAGCCCGGGUGCUCACCCCGCAGAAGGCGCGCCAUCUCCAGAACGCCAGGGCCCGGCUGCAGGACGAGUACAUUCCGGCCCUGGCGGGGUUGUUGGAGGCCCUGCGGGUGGAAGUCUCCUCCCGUCGCAGCCACCGGGGCGGGCAACCGGUGGACGAGCUGGUAGCGCGGCUGACCGCGAAGCGGCGCCGUCCGGAGACGGUGGUGGCUCUGUUCACGGACUAUGCAACCGCCGUCGACAUGUUGCACCGGGAUCUGCGUCGAUUGAGGGAAGUCAAGGAGUUAGUGGCGACGGUGCUGGCAGCGUGGGAAGAAGACGGCGGCCCCGAGGGCUUCUGCGUGGAUGUUGCGCACGAACGUCGGCUGCUGGAAACCACCUUGGAUACUUUGAAGCGGGUAGCAACCGCAUUGGUGGUGCUGGCUGAGAGAUAA
Aspergillus homomorphus CBS 101889 is the source of this 2399-nucleotide messenger RNA. RefSeq lists its product as uncharacterized. The transcript has 3 exons. Gene Ontology annotation, biological process: 'de novo' NAD+ biosynthetic process from L-tryptophan. Lineage: Eukaryota; Fungi; Ascomycota; Eurotiomycetes; Eurotiales; Aspergillaceae. The record is from RefSeq and is a predicted model, not a curated record. Gene Ontology annotation, molecular function: heme binding; indoleamine 2,3-dioxygenase activity; metal ion binding. The coding region runs from base 18 to 2399 and encodes 793 amino acids. Gene Ontology annotation, cellular component: cytoplasm.